Python bivittatus (Burmese python) is the source of this 4211-nucleotide messenger RNA. RefSeq names its product ubiquitin specific peptidase 3 (gene USP3). Gene Ontology annotation, biological process: protein deubiquitination. The record is from RefSeq and is a predicted model, not a curated record. Lineage: Eukaryota; Metazoa; Chordata; Lepidosauria; Squamata; Pythonidae. Gene Ontology annotation, molecular function: cysteine-type deubiquitinase activity; zinc ion binding.
GGUUAACGGGUUAAUGCUGUGUGCCGCUCUAACAAAAGUCCUUGGAUCUGCCUGACUUGCUCAAGUGUCCACUGCGGAAGGUAUGUAAAUGGCCAUGCAAAGAAGCAUUACGAAGAUGCUCAGGUUUCUUUAAUGAACCCUAAGAAAGCAGAAAAGCAAGAAAAAUUUCAACAUACAGUGUGCAUGGAUUGCAGCAGUUACAGUACCUACUGUUAUCGUUGUGAUGACUUCGUAGUCAAUGACACCAAGCUAGGCCUGGUACAGAAAGUCCGAGAGCAUCUACAAAACUUGGAAAACUCAGGUUUUACAGUAGACCGACAUAGGAAAAGAAAACUUCUUGAAAGUGCCUCUGUAAACAGCAAGUUAUUAAAAAUAAAUGGGAGCCCCGCCAGCUUGUGCGCAACAGGUCUUCGGAAUUUGGGGAACACGUGUUUCAUGAAUGCCAUCCUUCAGUCCCUCAGCAACAUUCCACAGUUCUGCUGUUACUUCAAGGAACUGCCAGCGGUGGAACUUCGGAACGGGAAGACUGCAGGCCGGCGAACGUACCACACGCGGAGCCAAGGAGAUAGUAGCGUUUCCUUGGUGGAAGAGUUUCGGAAGACACUGUGUGCUUUGUGGCAAGGAAGUCAAACAGCAUUCAGCCCCGAAUCCUUGUUUUAUGUUGUUUGGAAAAUCAUGCCCAACUUUAGGGGAUACCAGCAGCAAGAUGCCCACGAGUUCAUGCGCUACCUCUUGGACCACCUCCAUCUGGAACUCCAAGAAGGCUUCAACGGUGCUGCCCACCCAGUCCUUGUCCAAGAGAAUCCUGGUCUCACUGCUGGCAGUAGAUGCUGCGUUAAUGGCACUUCUACCGUGGUUACAACCAUCUUUGGAGGUGUUCUUCAGAAUGAAGUCAACUGCUUGAUAUGUGGAACUGAAUCCAGAAAGUUUGAUCCAUUCCUAGACCUUUCACUAGAUAUUCCAAGUCAGUUCCGGAAUAAACGUAGCAAGAACCAAGAGAAUGGACCAAUAUGUACGUUGCGGGAUUGUCUCCGUAGCUUCACAGACCUGGAAGAACUUGAUGACUCAGAGCUCUACAUGUGUCACAAAUGUAAGAAGAAGCAAAAGUCCACCAAGAAGUUCUGGAUGCAGAAGCUACCAAAAGUGCUGUGCCUGCACCUGAAACGCUUCCACUGGACGGCGUACCUGAGGAACAAAGUGGACACCUUUGUCGAGUUCCCUCUGCGAGGCCUAGACAUGAAGUGCUACUUGCUAGAGCCUGAAAACAGUGGCCCAGACAGCUGCCUGUACGACCUCGCGGCCGUGGUUGUGCACCAUGGUUCAGGGGUUGGUUCUGGACAUUACACCGCUUACGCGACUCACGAAGGGCGCUGGUUCCAUUUCAACGACAGCACGGUAACGCUGACGGACGAGGAGACCGUACUGAAAGCCAAGGCCUAUAUCCUCUUCUACGUUGACCGGCAGACCAAGUCUGGAUCCGAGAAACUUUAAUACCUCUGUCUGCCCUGUGCAUAUCAAGUCCCAUGGACAAAACAUUUCCAGUUCUCCACAGAUACUUGAUCCGAGACUCUUGAUUUCAUUGUGCACUUUUCAAAAAAAUUUUGUGGGUUCUAGUUUUACAUUGUCGGUAGUAGCAUUUGAUUUAUUAAAAAAUGGACACUAGCUAACUUUGUGGUUAGUUAUACCAGAAAAAAGGCAAAACCUCAGCAGAUACUGAAGUGCUGCUUAAACUCAAAUUUUAUAUAUAGUUUCAAGAGCAACUUUUAUGUUUGACUUACCUAUAUCAAUGUUCCAGUUUGCUUUCUAAAGGCAGAUUUACAGGAGGGAAACUUGAAUCCUUUUGAUAAGCACGGUGGCGUGCUCUGUUAUGAAACGCUGGCAGCUCUCGGCUGUCCCUCUCUUAGGAUUGGCGACUUGCCCUGCUGAGCAGAACCUGCACGUGGGACACACGGACAGACUUUGGGAUCUUUUCUUUUUCAAGGGACUAAAUGGGGCUGCAUUAAACAGGCCAUGCGACUGCUGCUAUUUUCGUUUCUCUGAAGGCUGUUUUUUAGUCUGUAGAUUGUACUUCAGUAGAUGGCUGCAUUGUUUGUAAUAGAAACUCUUUUUAAAAAAUCCUUUAUAUGAAUAUGGAAAAUUACUAUUCUGCUGCAAUUAAGGUACCAAAAAUCAGAAUUCAGGAUUUGCUAGUCAUUUCACUAGCCCAGUGUAUAGAAUCACUCCAUGAAUGUCACUGUCUGACCUCCUGCCUUGUGAUUAUUCGGAAGAAAAAUGGAAAGUACAGUAUUAAGUGUUUUACGCUUAGAUCACGAAGCUACAAUCAUAGACCGUUGAGACUGUAAAGAAGAGAUUUGGAAGGGAAGAAUUUGGGCAGGUUUGGAAGAUGACUUUUCAGUCUCUGCUUUUCUUAAUCCUUCAUGGAAGAGGUUUUUUUUUAAAGCUGUCAGUUUGGUCCAGGUAAAAGAAUUCAUGUCCAUUCAGUAGUUGGCAUUACAUUUUGUUCAAAUCAGCCAAAUGUGUGUAUAAACUUUUAAUUCUCCAGAACUCUUCAGUUCAAGUAAGGGAUGGGAGGAGACGCAGGAAAGUCCAAAAACAGGGAAGGGGGCAAGGGCUGGGUGUGCGCACGAGGUGUGCCGCUUAAAGAGGGGAAUGGCAGCCUGGAUUUGGUAUAUGCUGAAGCAGGAGCGUGAUGCCCCCCACCCUGCCCCGAGCAGAGGAGGAAUGGCCGGCUCUGCAUAGGUUCCUGCCUGGAGAAGCCUCCCCGGCUCCUUUCCUGGCAGAGGCAAGAAAGACAGGCAUAAAAAUGUGGGGCCACAGAGCCCGGUGGUUUUCCAGCAGUGCGUUGGGCAGAGGAAGCCAAAUUCUGCCAAAUCGUGGAUAGUUGUAGAAACUCGCUGGCAACUGCCCCCUCCUCCGCACAGGCACGUAUAAACAAAAUUGGGUUGGUCCGUGAGAAAAGAAAGCCCAGACUCGCAGCUGGAGAAGGUCCAAACCGGAUUCCCUCUUCUGAGCUGUAACCUCCCAUUCCCAUGUUGUGGUUCCUGGCAGCCAGUUGGACCGUUUUCCAGACUUUUUCUUCCUUUGGCUGACCUGCAGGCUUUUGUCCGCCAGGGGGCUCUCUUGCAGCUCUGCCAGCUGAAGAGGAAACGCUUGGCGCCUUGCGUGCCCCCAUCUGCGUGCCGUGCAAUCCCAGGGAGGCUGCAGAGAAUUGGCAGUCCCGUGGCAGGCCGCUGCUCAAGGAGGCGGCUGCGGGGACUCCGGGUUUCUCCUGCAGGUCAGGCCGGGGCUUAACUGGGCGGUCAGCUCUCCUGGGCCUCCCAGCUGUGAGCUGCGCCCCGUGGAAUUAAUCAAGGGCAGAGGGUCAGCAGGUGAUGUCAAUGUGCCUUUCUCAGUAGUUUGGGCCACAAGAGCAGCGGAAAAAGAAUGCCGUCCCGUUUCCCCGUGCUGCAGUGCCACUCUUCCCUCGGGGGGGGAGGGCGGCUGAAAUGAGAGGCUGUGUGUUUUGGGGGCUCAGGAGGCUCCCCCUGCAGGGACAAGGGAAGCCUUGCCUCAUUUACCUCCCACCUGGCCUGCAGAGUUGCAAACGGACAGAUAAUCGGCGAGUUGUGGCAACGCGAUCGAUUUCUCUUCCUGGUGGAGAUUUCCUUAUCCGCUGGAUUCUACUCAGUGAGUUGGGUCAGAGGGACCGAACCAGCCCAGCCUGAAAGAGUAUUGCAUUGUCACCCCUCUUGGUGAACCCUCUUCUCACGGGGUGGGACUUUUAUCUCGGCCACCGCAGCUCUGCUGGGCCCGCGAGGGGCCUUGGCAAGGAAUAUGCGGGUGGUGACGGAGAUGCCCAGCCUCGCCCUCCUUGCCCACCAUAGCUGUUGUCGUCUGAACCGCCCCAGAGCUGCUUCCUCCACGGGGUCCGCUGGAGCCACAGUGUUUCCAUCACAAAGGGGCUCCGCCUCGAGAUUGGUGGUCCCCGAAGAGCCAUCCAGAAGGGCCCCGUGCAGGAGCCGGACCGUGCUUGUUGAGCGCUCGGCCUUCGCAGAGGGGACCCUCUCUGGUUCCGGGGUGUGCCAGCGGGCCCUUGGGCUUGUGUGCAGUCCGUGGGCGUCUUUGUUGGCCAUUACACUUUCAUGUAUAAAUGUGAUUGUCAUCAGCGCGUUUGUCGCGUGAUCUUGACCAUGGUUCAAGCUGUCUCAUAAAAUAUAUUCCUUUCAACGCUG